This is a messenger RNA of Pyricularia grisea, 1150 nucleotides long. RefSeq lists its product as uncharacterized. The record is from RefSeq and is a predicted model, not a curated record. Gene Ontology annotation, cellular component: preribosome, large subunit precursor; nucleolus. The transcript has 3 exons. Gene Ontology annotation, molecular function: RNA binding. Gene Ontology annotation, biological process: rRNA processing; nuclear-transcribed mRNA catabolic process; ribosomal large subunit biogenesis. The coding region runs from base 188 to 943 and encodes 251 amino acids. NCBI's taxonomy places the organism in Eukaryota, Fungi, Ascomycota, Sordariomycetes, Magnaporthales, Pyriculariaceae.
GUUUGAUAUCAUAACCAAACCCCAUAAUCGAAAUCUCGCGAAUCAAGAGGCUUGAAACUCUUGAAUAGCUCCGAGAUCAAUUACAAAACCACAUUUACAAAGGAGAACACAAGGCGCCGUCCGCCACACCUCCACCCCCUUUCGUUCUCUUUUUACCAACUCCCACAGCCUCACAGACAAAGUCGCGAUGCCCAAGUCAAAACGAGCAAAGGUGGUCCACAUGACCAAUGUGACCAAGAAGACGCGCGAGCAGAAGGAACAGCUCUUCACCAACAUCCGAGAAUGUGUGCCUCAGUACCAGCACCUCUUCGUCUUUAGCGUCGACAACAUGCGCAACAAUAACCUCAAGGAUGUGCGAAGGGAGUUGUCAGGUGAUAGCCGCAUGUUCUUCGGCAAGACCAAACUCAUGGCCCGCGCCCUGGGCCAGACGGCUGAGGACGAGCAGGCCGAGGGCCUGCACAAGCUGACAUCGCACCUGAGCGGCACCGUCGGGCUGAUCUUCACCAACCGGCCCGCGGCCGAGCUCCUGUCGUACCUGGACACCAUCACAUCGGUCGACUUUGCGCGCGCCGGCGCCGUCGCUCCCAGGGACUUUUCCAUCCCGCCGGGUGUCGUCUACAGCACGGGAGGCGAGGUGCCGCAGGAGUACGACGUUCCCCUGGCCCACUCGAUCGAGCCCGAGCUCCGCAAGCUCGGCGUCCCCACGAGGCUCAUCAAGGGCCGCGUCGUCCUCGGCGGCGAGAACGGCGAGGGCAGCACCGGGUACGACGUCUGCAGGGAAGGUGACGUGCUCGACAGCCGGCAGACGAGACUGCUGAAGCUGUUUUCCGUCUGCUUUAGCGAGUUUAAGAUACAGGUUCGGGCAUACUGGACAGCUGCGUCUGGCGAAGUUACAGAAGUUAACCCCGGCUCAGGGGGUGAUGCCAUAGACGAUAGCGACUAAAAAGAAAAUGUCACAUACAAAACUAUUCUUCUUUUCAUUCGUUUUAUCUACUCGUCGGGUUCGAUCCGGUCCGAGUACGUAUCAUAUUAUUCUUUUACAGGGUCAAACUCGGCGUCUGGUCAUAGGGCAUGUCAUGAUUGCUUGUUAUUAUUCCAUUCUGGUUAUGUUAGGAUUAAAAUAAAAAGAAAAAAAAGAAAAUUUUCCACA